Messenger RNA from Saccostrea cuccullata (small rock oyster), 555 nucleotides. RefSeq lists its product as uncharacterized. The coding region runs from base 1 to 555 and encodes 184 amino acids. The record is from RefSeq and is a predicted model, not a curated record. NCBI's taxonomy places the organism in Eukaryota, Metazoa, Mollusca, Bivalvia, Ostreida, Ostreidae. The transcript has 6 exons.
AUGGGGAAUUUAAAACAUGACUGGUUGACAGGUCGACAGGCUGACAAAAUUCUCCGUAUGCUUGUAAUAUACACACGUAUUCAGGAAAACGGGUGGCGGUUUUUGGUCGACAGGUCGACAGGUGGACAGGUCAAUCACCAAUGCAAGUCAGUGAACUAUCGAAAACAACAGCUCAAUUGUGAACUGAUAGCAGCAAAAUACGGGGAAUCGGGAACGUCUCUAGUUCUGGAUUCAGAGUGUGACUACAUUGAAAUGGAAAAUCAGCCACAGGAGCUGGCUGGAUCUUGUAAUGCACCAUCAUGUAAAGAGGAGUGCGUGGCUCUGAGUAGAGGAAAACCGUUCUGCAUAAAUGGCAAAUGUCCUACAUUAUGGCAGAUAAACGGGGAGAAGAAAUAUUGUUUCCUAAACAAUUCUCUUAAGUGGCAGGCUGCCAAGGCUAGCUGCAUUUGGCUGGAAGCACAUCUUCUUGAAAUAGAGAGUGAGGCUGAACAAAACUUGAUUCAAAACAAAGCCUCUGGGGACAGAUGGUGGAUUGGGGGAACAGACGAGGAGUAG